Molecule: messenger RNA, 1169 nt
Organism: Heterobasidion irregulare TC 32-1
Lineage: Eukaryota; Fungi; Basidiomycota; Agaricomycetes; Russulales; Bondarzewiaceae
Exons: 4
Coding region: 41-835 (264 amino acids)
Source: RefSeq, a predicted model, not a curated record
CGUGCCGGAGACUCCGGCCCGGAAGGAGGUUUCGGUGUCCAUGCGUAUGCCUGGCGGUGCUCUACAGACGCCGCGAAAUAAGAGCACGAAUAAGAGUAAGGUCAGGAUGCUCGAUGCGAUGGGCCGGGAGGUCGAAGAGCCUCCCGAGCAGAAUGACAGUGAGGACACCGUGACGGAAGGUCCCAUUGGUCGAGCGGAGGCACUGGCUCGCGUCAAGAAAGCUGUAAAGGAUCUUCACGUCGGCUUGAGCGAAGUAGACACCUCGAUCGACUUAGCUGUCGAUGAUGUACGAUUGAGCGAGCUUCACGGUGUAUCGAAAGCCGCUCGCGAAGCAAGGUCUAGAAUUUCUUCCUCGCUGAAGCAGGCUCAGGAUGCUCAGUCGAAGCUUAGGAGUAAUUAUGGCCCCUUGAGAGAAGGUAUGCGGAGGGCCAGAUUCAUACCCGAUAUCUCCCCGGUGCGACGGUUAUCCUGGAACCCUAGGACGUUCAUCGGCGCCUUUCUCCUUCAAUUUAUACUUAUUAUGAUCAUGUACCGCCUCUCAAUCCGCUAUGCGAAACAUCAGUUCCUUACCACAUACUUUGACCCAUUCUACGCCGAUCUUUACCUCUAUCCUACGAAACCUGACGCUGUUUAUGACCCAACCAUCUACACGUUCUCGCCCUCUUCACCAAACCGCACUGCCAUCGCUGAAUGGCUCGAGCAAUUUGGUGCCGGAUUCCUAGUCACUCUUUGGACAGGUCUGACGGAAGCCGGUGCCAGGUGGCUGCGCACCAUCAUGGAGGUCAUACCCGAUGAAGUCAAUUACGGCGACUUGAGGUCGUGGCCCCCGACAUAGCUGUCUCUUGCCCAUGAAAUCUACGGCCUACAACUCUCGCUAUGCUCAAGAUGCAAGCACCCGCGCUACACCCCUUUGGUCCCAUGAAAUCCUUUUAACAUCUUUCCACGCAACAUGCGAUAUACUCUUUGAAACUUUGGUUUAUUAGCUCCCUAGCUUUUUCUUUUUCUCUCUAAAGGGCGACAUGGUCGUUUGAUGCCAGAUACAAACCUCCUUCUACUGACUCUUUUUGAUUGGCAACGUUCUUGUGUAUGUUUUCUGACAUUGCUGGUCGUUCCCUGUUGUACUACCUUACUUAUCAAUUUCAUCGGGACUGAAAGCCGGGGUUGACCGC